AUGAAGACCUUAGAUCAACAACGGUAUAUGCCACAAAACUUAGCGAAGAACCGGGAUACGUGGUGUACUCCGCGUUGGGCUCUUUCUACAUUCCCUCUUGCAUCAUGGUAUUUGUGUACAUACGAAUUUACUACGCAGCAAAAGCUCGAGCCCGCAGGGGGAUCCGUAAGCCACCCCGAAAACAACCUCAGGAUGCCGUCACCAGCUUUUCUAACAGCCCAGGGUUUCCUAAAAAAUGGCACAACUGAGAGAAGCGAAGGUUCCGCCGGUGGAUCCAUAGUUGAUAGAAAUAGCAAUAACUCUCCACGCGAUGCCGAAAGUCAAAUCGCUACCAUCGAAGCCCAUCCUAGACCUAUGACCAUACCAACAGUGACUUGUGAUUUAGCGUCUGAUAUUUCCACAAGCGAUAACGCGGAAAACGCAACAGAUGGUCAGGAGCAAAAAGAUACGUUCAAGGAUAAGCAAGUCAAACAAAAAGCUCAAAGGCACAUAUUCCCUACGUGCGUUCUAACACCAGGUUGUCAAGUAGUGCGCAACCCCUUAGCGCAAUGUCAAUUUAGCGGGUCGACGCUGUCAGUUAACGGCGAGUUGCAGCAGCAGGCCGCGGCGCUUGCGCGAAGUCGACAGCCAUCGAUGGGUAUCGACACCGAUAUGGUGAGCGAGUUUGAUCCGAGUAGUUCCGAUUCGGGCGUGGUGGCGCAGUGCGCAGCUAUUAAACCUCUAAAGCUUAGAUUGUGCAAUCCGAUCUUUGGGAGAAACAAACAUCCCACGACACGAAGCAGGAAUGAAGAGAAGCCUCCCAAAUCGCCGACUAGUGAACAAGUAUUAGUAGAGUACGUAGUACCGCGAGUGAAUAAACCUAAGGACCCCGAGCGGGAAAAAAGGCGUUUGGCGAGGCAAAAAGAAAAGAGAGCAACUCUUAUUUUAGGACUAAUUAUGGGUUCUUUUAUAGCAUGUUGGCUGCCGUUCUUCUUUAUGUAUAUACUAAGGUUGGCCUACGAUAUUCCUCAACUGUUUUUUUCUACGGCCUUUUGGUUAGGUAAUAUGUAA
Diabrotica balteata is the source of this 1050-nucleotide messenger RNA. NCBI's taxonomy places the organism in Eukaryota, Metazoa, Arthropoda, Insecta, Coleoptera, Chrysomelidae. The record is from the annotation of a GenBank genome assembly.